This is a messenger RNA of Microdochium trichocladiopsis, 1029 nucleotides long. RefSeq lists its product as uncharacterized. Bases 1 to 1029 code for a protein of 342 amino acids. The transcript has a single exon. Lineage: Eukaryota; Fungi; Ascomycota; Sordariomycetes; Xylariales; Microdochiaceae. The record is from RefSeq and is a predicted model, not a curated record.
AUGCGUCAGCGCCGCCUGGAAAGCUUCAAACUCCUCUGGGACAGCAACUAUUGGGAUCCUUCAGCCCGUAUGCCGAGACGAGCCGCUGCGAUUGCGACAUGUGAUGAAUAUCAACGAAAGCAUUCAUAUUUGUACGUCUUCCGGCACGCCUGUGCACCGGAGUUCCACGACUUCAUGAAGCACAUGCUUGAGCACCCCUGCAGAACUCAGCACCAGGAGGGCCAAGCCAUUGCCGACAUUUGUCUUUGCAAUGUCGUGCGAAGACAGGAUUCUUCCCUAAGCUUGGUACAGCAUGUCCUAGAUCACGGUGCUUCACCAAACCGUUACCAGGAGACAGGAUAUACAAAAGAUGAGCCUGUUUCUCUAGCCAUCAGGCAUGGUCGUUUGGACACAUUCCAGCUGCUGCUGUCCAGCGGCGCGAGUAUCCAUGGGAAGCGCUUCGGCUUGGGCAGAGACCGGAUUCUCCAGAUACCUAUAUUCGCCGCGGCCACGCACAUGGCUUCCCAUGGUCCACUCCUUGUACUCAAAUGCCUCGACGAGGGCGCCAGGAUCAACCACACUGCUCGGAUCAUCGACAGAAGCAAGCCGAGCCUUGGCACUGGCAGCCAUCGCGGUGCCCUGGUGCCGCUGCCCAUAUACGCCUACCUUGCGGCGAUCACGGACUGGGAGCCACACCCGGCAGCACCCAAACUCGGUCCCAUCGGCGGAGUCAAGCUUUGGUUGGAUCACGGCGUCACUGUCGCGCAGAACGGCAUACCAAUCUUUGACGACGACAUCCAACCUCGCAUGGGUCGUCGUAGACUUCCAAUACUGUCACUCGUCUGUUUUGUGCUUCUUCAGCGAGGUAUCCGACGUCUCCGGAAAGACGACUUUUUUGAGUUCAUCAGAUUCCUUGCCGGUCUUGGAUCAUCGCACGAACAGGUUCUGGAACUACGCAACAUGUAUCACGACAUAUAUCUCAGAGAGGGCUCGAUUGUUCGGGAGCGAUGGUCUGCGAUUCUUUUGCUUCUGGGUUGCGAUGAACCUUAG